Messenger RNA from Melanotaenia boesemani (Boeseman's rainbowfish), 5081 nucleotides. RefSeq names its product tweety family member 3b (gene ttyh3b). Gene Ontology annotation, cellular component: plasma membrane. NCBI's taxonomy places the organism in Eukaryota, Metazoa, Chordata, Actinopteri, Atheriniformes, Melanotaeniidae. The transcript has 15 exons. Bases 568 to 2232 code for a protein of 554 amino acids. The record is from RefSeq and is a predicted model, not a curated record. Gene Ontology annotation, molecular function: volume-sensitive chloride channel activity; intracellularly calcium-gated chloride channel activity.
CGCACAGAGUCGGAGAUGCCGCAAAGCCCCAUCGUCCACGGAUUUUUAAAGACCGCGUUUGCUUCCAACAAUAUCAUCCAAUUGAAGAGCAACACAGCUAAACGCGCUGAACCAACGGCCAUCGUAGGAGCGAAGGCAAAUCAUUAGUAGGAGAAGAAGGAUAACGACGGCAUCGUCUAACUGCAACAAAAAAUAGAUACUGGGUUGCGGGUCAAAGAGUUUAACCCCUAAUCUGCCGUUUGGGAAGGCAAUCGAAGCGGCGUAGCGUCUUGGUGAAAUGUGAGCAGACCAGGUCGGUGAUCGUUUUCCGUGAUUUUCAAUGUGGUUACGACUGCAGUCGACUCGCUCGUUGCAGCUAGCUCGGUUCAGCAGCUUUGAUGCAGCAGCGACCGGUUGUCGUGUUCAAAUCCACCACCGGAUCAGGGAAGACAAUAGGUGAAAUACACGCCGCUGUGGACUCCCAAGACUACACUCAACGAGAGUCUGCAUUCGUUGGGGCUUUUCAAGUGUCCCCGUGAAGAAUCAGGUUAGAGAGCGAAGCGUCAGCCAGGAGGCAGCUGCAUCAGGAUGGCGGCCGUUGUGAACUAUUCUCCUCCUUGGUGGGUGAAUCUCCUCCACCGGUUGCCUCAUUUCAACCUGGAAUUUCAAGUAGUGAGCAGUGACUUCAGACCGGAGGACUCUGAGUACCAGAAGUCCGUUUUGCUCAUUGGCUCUUUGGCUUUGGUGUGUUUGGGCCUGGACCUCCUCUUCCUCCUCUUCUACUCCUUCUGGCUUUGCUGCAGAAGACGCAAGAGUGACGACUCCUCGCACUCCCAUACACACUCCCAGCAGCCUAGUGCUGACUGCUGCUGCACUGCUUGGUGCGUCAUCAUUGCUACGCUCGUCUGCAGCGCUGGCAUCGCUGUAGGAUUCUAUGGAAAUGGGGAGUCGAGUGAUGGAGCCAAUCGUUUGGCAUACUCCCUUCGUCAUGCCAACCGCACUGUAUCUGGGGUGGAGAAACUGGUGUCUGACAAUGCCUUAGCCUUAAACCAGACAGUGGAGGAGAACUUGGCCCAGUUAGAGACAGCCUUCCAGGAUCAGACAGACUAUGUUUCUAUUGUCCAAAAGCUGCAGGGACAACUGGAUGAGCUGGUGAGACUGAUGGCUGAUGUUCCUUUUUGGUCCAACACUGACAUUUCUCUGGAGGACUUGGCCCGAAAAACAGAGACAUUUGACUUUUACAGGUGGUUGGGGUACCUUGGCCUGCUGCUGUUUGACGUUCUCAUUUGUCUUCUGGUGCUCUUUGGUCUGAUACGUAACUCUAGAAGCACUCUGAUUGGAGUAUGUCUGCUCGGGGUUCUGACUCUAAUAAUCAGCUGGGGGUCUUUGGGCCUGGAACUGGCUGUCUCUGCUUCAGCCAGCGACUUCUGCGUUUCCCCGGAUACCUACAUCACCAGGGUAACCAAAGAAAAUGCUGUUAUCAACCAAGAUAUCCUGCAGUAUUACCUGAGGUGCAGCUCUGGACAAAUUAACCCCUUCCAGCAGAGACUGUCGGGGAGUCACAAAGCAUUGGUGGAGAUGCAGGAUGAUGUGGCAGAGCUUCUGAGAUCAGCAACACGUGACCAUGCCAACACCAAGGGGAGUCUCGAGCAAAUCCAGUCAGUGCUGAAUUCUACUGAGGUUGGUCUUCACCAGCUGACAGCUCUGGUUGACUGCCGCAGCCUACAUAUGGACUACGUCCAAGCUUUGACCGGGCUGUGUUAUGACGGGGUGGAGGGUCUCAUCUACUUGGUUCUGUUCUCCUUUGUCACUGCUCUGAUGUUUUCUUCUAUUGUGUGCAGUGUGCCACAUACCUGGCCUGGCAAGAGGACGGAUGAGGAGGACGGAGAGGACGAGUCGGGUGCCUCACGGGGUGGUGUGCACGAUAACCUGUACCGCGUUCACAUGCCCAGUCUCUACAGCUGUGGCUCCAGCUACGGUAGCGAAGCUAGCCUGCCUGCCACAGCCCACACUGUCAGCAAUGCCCCCGUCACUGAAUACAUGAGCCAGAACGCAAACUUUCAGAACCCUCGGUGUGAGAACACCCCCUUGAUUGGCAGGGAGUCCCCUCCACCCUCUUACACCUCCAGUAUGAGAGCAAAGUACCUGGCCACCAACCGACCAGACCAAAAUCGGCGCUCCGUUCCCAACGACCAACUUGAUCCAGCUAGUCGGCCUCACGCCGCCGCCCGACCACAGUCCUCAGUCCACUAAAGACCAGUUUAACCCAGUGAUGCCUCAGUCCAGUUCUCACAGCCAAUAGCAAAAUCCAACACAGCGCUCACACCAGGGCUCAACCAGCGCUGAGUGCGUUUAAGCACCAGCAAGUCUCAGUUUCUCAAGGUCCACUGAAUUUAACCACCAGUUCAUCAGAAACACCACAGCAAGUUGGAACUCAUUAGCCAGACACCACAGCAAAUGACUGCACUUUGAAAGUCAACUUCUCAUCUACAUUUGUCUUUUAAAAAAUCAUCCUAGAAGAGCAUUAUCUCUGCUUCUCUUCUUAAAGGACGCACACACUCAGUUGUUUUUUCCACCACUGCCGUGACGGAUUGGCUCACGUUCCCACAAUGCAAAGCAACAGAAGCACCUUGACACAGUUUCUUCAAGUUUCCUAAUCUACUCCUCAGAUUUCUCCCUCUCCACUGGGAUCUGUAUGCGGUCUUCCCAUGGAGGCAUCUGGGCCACUCCAACCUCUCAACUCCAGGACACUUUAACAUUCAGACCACACAUACACACACAAAUUCAUACACAAACACACAUACACUGUACAGAGCUGUAAAUAGUGAACAUGUGCUUUACUCUAAUUUCAUAAAAAGUAGACUGUUGAAUCCUUACUGGUUAUGUGGUGUUCUGCGUGUUUAUCAUGGAAAUUAUUUGCUGUAUCUCUUGUACAAACACACACACAUAAACAAACACAAGCUGGCAGAUAGACUAACCGAAUACUCAUGCAUAAAAAUAAUAAGCCAGUGAAACAGAAAGCCAUGUUUAGAUAAGAAGUGAACUGUGCCACCACAUUCCUUCUUUAAGUUAACAUUGUUGUCUCAGACUUGAAAUGUGAACUCAAAAAAUGGUGUACACGUCUCUUUCCAUACUUGUUUACGUACACAUGCCGUAGGCACAUUGAUUCAUGCAUUUCUAAACAUGAUCCAGGAAUGCUGUUGUGAAAUAACUGUUAGGAUUUUGGAAAAUGCAGUCAGAGACAAUGGACGUAAGAAGGUUCAACCUGUGCCAAAAAAACUGAAAAACAUAACGAAAGAUGCCUGAUUCUGUCCUCAUCUCCUACUGCCUCCAGUCUCAUGAAAAGGGAAAUAAAACUCCAAAUGGAAUCAUUUCCCCCUUGACUGGCGAUAAGGGAACAGGAGAGACUUGAAAACGGAAGCGACGGACAGAUAAUUGUGACUUAACAUUUGUCAGGUGCUAUGUAAAGCUGUCAAGGUUUCAGAAGAUGAUCAGGACUGAAAGGGACAGGAUUUUUUCCCCCCAUUUUUUUUCCUGUUCAGAAAAUGGAAAGCAGCAAGAAAUUAGCUUUCCUUUACGACUGAAUGAAAAUGGUGUCUUGAAACCUGAAAAAAUUAUGUUAAAAAUGUGUCAAGGAAAGUGUUUUUUUUUUAACUGUAAGUUGAUUUUCAGGACAUGAUACUGUGACCAACUGUAGUAUUUAGUUUCUGCUACUAUACUACAUCCCUCUUAGUUGAUUUUAGGGGGAUCUGGAUUGGAUCAUCAAGAAUAAACCUUUGUCUUUUUCCCCUCUUUUUUUUUUUUUUUUUUUUUUUUUACACACAAGCACAAUAUCUGUUCAAAAUGACUUAAUGAAAUGGAGAAGUAAAACUCACUGCCUGGGACACUGCCGGAUGCUUUUCCUCCUGCUCUGAAACUGUGUACAGUGUAAAAAAAACAAAACAAAAACGGUAGUCGUGAAUCUGUGUGUGUGACAUCACUGUAACCUGACUGACUAUUGCUCUAUCUCAGUGUUACUCUGUGUGAGUACAAUUGAUGGGUGUUUCUGACUGGCUGCAAGCGAGGGUCAGCCUACCUAGCCUGAGUCAUGUCCACGCCGCUGCGCACACAGAAACGCACAUGUAUACAGUAUAUGCACUCAUACACACACACAGUAUCAUUCAGAAUCUAUCUUUCCAUACUUUUGCCUGUUUACAUUCACAUCUAGAGCUGUAGUUACUGCACACACUCCCCACACUGAUUUGCAUUAUGAGUGAUGUAGUAAGUUGUGACUGCAUUUCACAAUAAACCAGAAUCUUGUAGUUAGCCGAGUGAGCAGAGCCCUAACAUUCAAAUAUUGCUCCAACCUCCCUUCCUGUACAGCAUUUUAAUAUUAUACAAUUAAUCAAUGACCACUUCUCGUAUUAGCGAGACAAUCUUACAUGUGUGAUUUUACUAGAAAGGAAAUGUCCAUGUUAUGGUAACAAUGCUACCUAUGGUCUAGUACUUUAUAGUGUUUCCUUGCACCAUUGAUGCAAACAGUGUUAAGAUCUGUGGGACAAGUCACUGAUUAGUGGCCUUUCAUGUUUUUAAGCUCUUAAAACACUUCAUAUCCCAACAUGUUUUCUUUUUCUCUGUCUUGUAAAAAAUCAGACUUAAAAAAUAAAGUAAUAGCUAGCUGUUUUGUAGGAGAAUAAAGGCAAGAGCAACUUUUUCCUCUCUUAUUAAUGGUGAAUGACUGUCUUGCAAUGUUUUAAUAAGACUAUUCCAGUGUCGUCUCCACACCUGACUUUAAGCUGUAUUUGAGGUUCUGUAAAAUUCUUUCAUCAAUCUGUUAAAUCGCCUCUUGGUGAUAAAAAGUAAUGAAAAUGCUCAUGGUUAAAGGGUCAGUAAUGUGUGUGUUUGUGUAUGUGUGUGUGUGUGUGUGUGUGUGUGUGGUACUUCCAGGACUUCAAAUACAGCUGCAUCCAGUUGUGACAGACAAACAAUGUUUUCUAUGGCUGUUUUUAUUUUCUGAUGGUUUAACUAAGAUAUUAAUGAUAUACAUGUCAAAACUGUGGUAAUGAUAUUCAGCCUGGAAUAAAUGUUUAAGAAAAGAAAUUAAAGCAACCUUAACUUACUGA